GCGGAGAGCGGGAGCGGCCCGGGAGCGGACGGCGCGCCCGGCGCUGCCCGCACCGCGCUCGAGGGAGGGGCCGCUCCCAUGGAGGCAUUCCCGGGCACCAAGCUGGAGCAGCACCGGCACCUCCCGCCCGUGGAGUGCCUGCCGGGCGCCCGCUACGGCGGCCGGAGCCACAGCGCCUGCGGGAACGUCUUCAACUCCUGGAACGACUACCUGGGGCUGGCCACGCUCAUCACCAAGGCCGUGCGGCCAGGCAAGGGCUUCGGCCCCGAGCCCCCCUCGGUGGUGGUAGCGGCCGCCGUGCCGCCGGCCGAGGAGGAGGAAGAAGAGGAGGAGGAGGAGGAAGAGGCGGCGGGGCCGUACUUCGAGGGCGCGCUGGACUUGCACGACCUGGACCUGUGCGGGCACCACCACCACCACCACGGCGAGGGGCUGCUGGAGGAGCGCUUCGCCGACUUCAGCCCCUUUCCCGGGCGCGGCGGCCCCGCCGCCGUGGUGUUCGACUGCUCGGGGGAGCACCCGGGCCGGGAGGGCUCUGCCCACGCCUGGGGCGGCGUGGUGGUGGCGGGGCGGCUGCCGGCGCACCCGCGGGCCGCCUCCCGCCUGCUCAAGCCCGAGCUGCAGGUCUGCGUCUUCUGCCGGAACAACAAGGAGGCGGUGGCCCUCUACACCACGCACAUCCUCAAGGGACCCGACGGCCGCGUCCUGUGCCCGGUGCUGCGGCGCUACACCUGCCCGCUCUGCGGCGCCAGCGGCGACAAUGCCCACACCAUCAAGUACUGCCCCCUGUCCAAAGUGCCGGCGGCCCGGCAGCUCCGGCACGCCCGGACCGCGCUGGGCAGGAAGGGCCGCUAGCGGCCGGGACCCCCGGGGCUCGCCCCGCGCCCCCCGACGCUGACACUGCCCCGGCCCGGGGCGGCCGCUGCGCGCUGGAACGCGCGGAGCCCGGCACUGCGAGGCGGAGAUGCGCUGUGUUUGUUUAUUGUAAGAAAAAAAUAUAUCUAUAUGUGAUUUUUAUGGAGACGGCGAGAUCUGACUGGGCGGGUGUGCGCGGGGGGCUCCGAGGGUUGAGGCGGGAGGUGGCGGGGGGCCCCGGAGCCCCGAUCCCCCGGGCAGCGCCGCCUUCUGCCGCCCGGCCGGCCCCAGCGCCCGGGACAGCGGGCGGGAGAGCUGUUCUGCACUGCCAGCUAAUAGCAGGGUGUUUAAUUAGGGUACAGCACUCCGCCUUUCAGCUCUUAAAGCGAACAUCCCAGCGGUUUCCUUCGCCGGUUCUACAGCCGGUGUGCAAAUCGCCAUCGAGGCUGCCCUCGGUAAUUCCCGGAAUCGAGCGGUCACCCUUCCUCCCGUGGGCACCGAUGGUCUCGCAGGUCCCCGUGUGGAAUACUGAGCUUUAGGGAAGGUCUGAGGGGAGAAAACAUCCAAGUGCGUGUUUGAAAACGUGCUGGCUCCGGGCUAGGGUGCAAAGCGAGCCUUGCUGCUGACAGAAAGGCAGAAAGAGUGGCAGUGAGCGAGCUUUGAUGCAGCUGUGUUUGUGGUGGAGAACGGGGGAAGCCUGGUGGAAAGAGACCUGGACAAAGCAGAAAGCUGUGACCGUAGGAGAAUGGAAGAAAGGGAGGUUGUUUAUCUUCGACAGUUCAGAGAAUGUGGCUUUAACUCUCUGCAAGUAAAAGAGAUCUACCCAUGUGGAUAACAAAUAUCCUUAACUCUACACAGACUGUACAAAGCAUAAGAAUUAGGCUGAAGUCCUGGACCACUCUGGGUGAUGGCAGUUCCUUGGUACUGAAUAUCAGCCAGCACUAUGUCACUUCUAAUCCCCAAGAGAAAAUGGCUUUUAAAAUUUUUUUUUAUCUGUUUGUUGUUGUUUUGGGUUUUUUGUUUGUUUUUAGGGUUUUUG
Molecule: messenger RNA, 1891 nt
Organism: Onychostruthus taczanowskii (white-rumped snowfinch)
Lineage: Eukaryota; Metazoa; Chordata; Aves; Passeriformes; Passeridae
Gene: NANOS1
Product: nanos C2HC-type zinc finger 1
Exons: 1
Coding region: 79-852 (257 amino acids)
Biological process (GO): oogenesis; negative regulation of translation
Cellular component (GO): perinuclear region of cytoplasm
Molecular function (GO): mRNA binding; zinc ion binding
Source: RefSeq, a predicted model, not a curated record